Molecule: messenger RNA, 699 nt
Organism: Encephalitozoon hellem ATCC 50504
Lineage: Eukaryota; Fungi; Microsporidia; Unikaryonidae
Exons: 1
Coding region: 1-699 (232 amino acids)
Source: RefSeq, a predicted model, not a curated record
AUGGACUUAGAUGCUCGAAUUAAAAAGAUAAUGGAGGAGGCCGGAUGCUCAUACGACUUAGCAAAAAAAGCCGAUCAAGAGGCACAAGGGAACCUGCAUGCGGCUAUAGAGAUGGCCAAGAAGAAGGGCAAUGUUUUGUACUCUGGGGGACGAAGCGGGCUUUAUGUCGAAGAAAGCCCACAGAGAAAGUCAAUAACACAAUACAAGAAUGGCAUUCUGGUAGAAAACAAGUUCUACGAUUUUUCGGUAAAUGACAAUAUUAGACUCAAAGAAAUGUUAGAGAAGGGAACCUUCGAUGCAUCUCUGCUUGGGUUGCAUGGAGAUACGGCGGAGGUUAUUUAUACAGAGAAGUUAGAGGAGGAAUACAAAGAAGAGGCCAAAGCGCCGAAGAUUGACACAAAAUCUGCAUUUGUAGGAGAGGGAAGGCGGAUAGGCCGUUCCAAUAGAGACAUUCCCCAUGCUAAUAUCGAGGAUACACUAGAAAUAGCCAAAGAUGGAGAUGUACUGUUCAAGGUUAUGAUUGGAAGCAAAAGGGUUACGGUCAAAAUGCUAAGGUCACAAACAAUUGGGGACUUCUUUGAUUAUAUGGAAAGAUACUAUGACUUUGGACUCGUUUUGUCUACCAAUGGAAAAGAGGUUCCUCCAUCCCAUAGUGUUGAAGAAAUUGCAAACAAACUCGUUCUUCUCAGUAGAAGAUGA